Sitophilus oryzae (rice weevil) is the source of this 3153-nucleotide messenger RNA. Its product is annotated as protein toll-like. The transcript is spliced from 7 exons. Gene Ontology annotation, biological process: immune response; toll-like receptor signaling pathway. Lineage: Eukaryota; Metazoa; Arthropoda; Insecta; Coleoptera; Curculionidae. Gene Ontology annotation, molecular function: protein binding; transmembrane signaling receptor activity. The coding region runs from base 39 to 2849 and encodes 936 amino acids. The record is from RefSeq and is a predicted model, not a curated record. Gene Ontology annotation, cellular component: membrane.
UCAAAAACCGUUUUUAUAGAUGUGCCACAACGUCUAGUAUGUUUCUAACUUUGAAAACUAAAUUAUUAGUUACCAUACUUGUAAUAAUUGGAGGAAUAAACGCACAGCGAUGUUAUAAACGAUGCAAUUGCCUGAAGAGUAAAUCUGCACAGAAAGCAGCAAUGUGCAACAAAAACAUAACUUACCUCAACAUUCUUGUCGAUGAAAAAGGAAUAGGAAUUAGUUGUCGACAAUUAUUUCCAGAAGAUAUUAAAGACACUGUGAUAUUCGAUGCCAAAUACUUAACAUAUAUUAACGAAGAGUCUCCAAUACCAUUGGAGUCUAUUGUUAAAAAGUGCCAAAAGUCCAAACAGCGGAAUAUACAGUACGAUUUAAACAUGCUCCAAUUCGACAAUAUAACUAUAAGUAGCAGUAUUUUCGAAACUAAUCCUCACAUUUCACAUUUGAACAUAAGAAGUAAUGUAAAUUCAAAUAAUACGAAGAAUUUUUUCAAACUAGAUGCAGACUUUUUGAAAAAUGCCUCUCAUUUAAAGGUCCUGACUAUCAAAAAUAAUAACUUAAUGUACAUGGAUAGCAUUUUUAAAGAAUCCUCUUCGAUAGAGAUUUUGGACUUAUCAUCUAAUAGAUUAGAAAACUUCAGAGCAAAUCUUUUUGCAGGGUUUGAAGACUUGAAGUCACUAAUCUUACAACAAAACCAAAUCACGUUUUUGAACAAGGAGAUGCUAAAUGGAUUGGAAAAUAUUACAUAUAUUGAUUUAAGUCAAAACAAAAUAAAUAAAAUUGAGAGAAAUGCAUUUGAUGAUUUUUCAAAUCUUGAAUAUCUCAACAUUAGUGCCAACAACCUGUAUAUUUUACCCAAUGACCUUUUCAGUGUUUCCAUCAACAUCAAAUACCUGGAUUUAGCAAUGAACGAAAAUUUGUUAUUACCAGAAAAUAUAUUUAGUCCUUUAGAAUCACUGACAUCUCUCAAUUUGAGCAAUACAAAUUUGAAAGAAAUUUCAAAGGAUUUUCUUCAAACGAAUACAGAUUUGCAAGUUUUGAAUUUAUCAAAAAAUAGUAUUAGUGAAUUGAAAACCGAUGCUUUUACGAAUUUGUAUAAUUUAACUCUUCUGGACUUAAGUUACAAUAAACUGCAAUAUUUACCAAAUACAGUGUUUUCAAAUUUAGGGAAAAUAAGAAAAAUUUACCUGAAUGACAACCGACUCACUAAGAUUGGUGUAAAUAUUUUUUCACAUCUAAAUUACUUGGAAAUUAUUGAUUUAAGUGGCAACUUAAUUGUUGAUAUCAAAGAGUCAGAUGAACACGUUAAAUGCAAUGAAGUUAUUUUAAAAAAUAAUCUUCUAUCAAGAUUUCCAGCAUUUUUAAUAUACAAUGCUUCAAUCUCGAACUUGGAUUUGUCGAGAAACCUGAUAGAUGAAUUUGUUUUGGUGAAAGACUUGGUUCCCGACAAGAGCGAAAUGAAAAUAAAUCUAUCAAAUAAUUCACUAAGACAUGUAGAUAUUAGAGGUGGAAAUACGACAAGUAGAAACUGGAAAUUGGAUUUAGACAUCUCAAAGAACUACGUGAAAUGCGACUGCGAAAAAUUUAGUUUGACCAAAGACAACAAAAAAGCAUUUAGCGCGCUUCAGCUGACAUAUAAUCAAAGUUUCUGUAGAGACAAAUCGUGGAAGCAAAGAUGUCCUUUAGUGAAAAUCAGGAAUUGUCCCACUCCGUGUGAUUGUUACUAUCAGGAUAAAAAAUUAGCCGUAGUUGUUGAUUGCUCAGUAAGAAAUUUAACGAGAUAUCCUGUGGUGCAUAACGUUGAAACCGUUGACAAUCAGUUCAAACAAAAUCAGACUGUAGUGUAUCUGAGUGGGAAUCGUUUGAAUCUUGAAGGACAGAUAAAUUUGGAAAGCUACGCAAACGUUUCCAUUUUGGAUUUAUCACACAAUGAAAUUACAAAAGUGAACUGGAUACCUCAACAUGUGAAGGUGCUACACUUAGAAGACAACAAGCUAUCAACGCUGAGUGAUAACGUUAUUACUACUUUAAGGAAUGACGUAUACUUAAAUAGGGUGUCUUUGGGAAAUAACUCAUGGAUAUGUGACUCGACAGCAAAAAAAUUACAAAAGUUUCUAAUAGAAUUUAACAAUAUAAAGGUUGAUCAAUCGGAGGUGAUAUGUAAUAAAACUGGCGAAUCUCUAGUGUACAUGAAGUUGUACGAUCAACAAACCAAUGCCGUAAUGAUGAUUUUUCUUAUUAGCGUAACUAUAGCACUAGCUCUGAUAUCCAUACUUACGAUGCUCUACUACAAAUAUAACAAAUCUAUAAAGAUAUACUUGUAUUCGAAGAAUUUAUGUUUGUGGUGUGUGGCGGAAGAUGAACUUGAUAAGGGGAAAGAUUACGAUAUCUUUAUAAGUUAUUCGAAUAAGGACGAGGAGUUUGUUCAAAAUAGAUUGUUAAAAGAACUAGAACAAGGCGAAAUUCCAUUUAAGGUCUGUAUUCACUACAGAGACUGGAUGCCGGGAGAAUUUAUCAGCAAGCAGAUUAUCAAUUCCGUGUUAAAUUCCCGAAGAACUUUGGUUAUUUUGUCCAAUAAUUUUCUCGAGAGCGUAUGGGGUAAAAUGGAAUUUAGAACGGCUCAUACACAGGCCAUAAGCGAAGGCAGAGCAAGAGUUAUUGUAGUGAUUUACGGUGAACUAAACGAGGAUAGUUUAGACGAAGAGAUGCAAACUUAUUUGAAAACGAACACUUAUGUAAAAUGGGGCGACCCUUGGUUUUGGAACAAGUUGAAGUAUGCUUUGCCCCAUUCAAAAGCAAGGACUUUAUCACGAGGAAAUUGGUACAAACAUAAUCAUCCUGUUAAUUGAACAAAUAGAGAAAGACUGUUACUUUUAUUUAAAUUUGAUUAGAUCUCAAAACAUAUACUGUGUAUAUAUGCUAUUUUAUAAGGAUAAGUUUGAGUUUGUUUUUAAUGUAUUAUAUGUUUCGCUUAAAAUUAAUAUUAUACGUGUCAGUUAUAUGAAAUCAAAGAAUAUUAAAAUAUUCUUUGGUGAAACUAAACGAGAUUUGAACUCAUUUAAGUAAUGUAUAUUCGUAAAAGUAAUAAGCGAAGUAUACGUAAAUGUAUUAAUGUACUUAACAAAAAUAUUUUUUUAGAAUGUUCUACACAUA